Messenger RNA from Apis laboriosa (Himalayan honeybee), 5378 nucleotides. Its product is annotated as tripeptidyl-peptidase 2. Lineage: Eukaryota; Metazoa; Arthropoda; Insecta; Hymenoptera; Apidae. The record is from RefSeq and is a predicted model, not a curated record. Gene Ontology annotation, cellular component: cytosol. Gene Ontology annotation, biological process: proteolysis. The transcript has 20 exons. The coding region runs from base 135 to 3989 and encodes 1284 amino acids. Gene Ontology annotation, molecular function: tripeptidyl-peptidase activity; serine-type endopeptidase activity.
UAACCUCAAAAUUUUCUGUAGUCAUUGACGCAGGCGCAGAUGCUGUUUUUUGAUUGAUAUAUAAGGCUGUGGCAGUACAAAGGAAACAUCUCAAGUAGUUUUUCUGGAGUCGCGGUGGCAGUGGUAUUUGAAAUAUGGCAGAGGUCAUUGAUUGUAAUUUUCCUGUUUGGGGUCUUUUACCUAAAAAAGAAACUGGUGUCACUCAAUUUCUUACCAAAUAUCCUGAAUAUGAUGGUCGAGGAGUCAUCAUUGCAAUUUUUGAUUCAGGGAUUGAUCCUGGAGCUCCUGGUAUGCAGGAAACUUCAGAUGGAAAGCCAAAAAUUAUUGAAAGAUAUGACUGUAGUGGAGCUGGAGAUGUAGAUACUAGUAAAAUUGUACAGGCACCAGAUGGAUACAUAAUUGGCAUAACUGGUCGUAAAUUAAAGGUUCCAUCUAAUUGGGUAAAUCCCAGUGGACAAUAUCAUAUUGGAAUAAAAAAUUUAUAUUCACUAUAUCCAGGAAAACUAAGAGAAAGAGUAUUAGUAGAAAGAAAAAAACGUUUAUGGGAUAAUAAUCAUAAAUCUGCACUUGCAGAAGCAUCUAGACAAUUACAAGAAUUUGAAGCAAAGAAUCCACAAUUAACUACUUUAAAAGAAAGACUAGAAAAAGAGGAACUUGAAGCCAGAGUUGAAAUAUUAAAUAAUAUUGAGAAAAAAUAUUCGGAUGUAGGACCUACUUAUGACUGUAUUGUUUUUCAUGAUGGUGAAGUUUGGAGAGCAUGCAUUGAUACUUCUGAAGAAGGUAAUUUGGAAGCUGGUGUCUUUCUAGGAGAAUAUACUAUAACAAGGCAGUAUGCACCACUUAUACCUGAAGAUCAAUUAAAUAUUAGUAUUAAUAUUCAUGAUGAUGGAAAUACAUUAGAAAUUGUUAGUUUAUGCUCAAGUCAUGGUACACAUGUAGCUUCAAUUGCGGCUGCAUAUUUUCCUGAUAAUCCUGAAUUAAAUGGUGUAGCUCCUGGUGCUCAAAUUAUUUCAUUAAGUGUUGGAGAUGGCCGUAUUGGUACAAUGGAAACAGGAACAGCAGUAGUACGUGCAAUGAUACAUGUAAUGAAACACAAAGAGAAAAUACAUGUAAUAAAUAUGAGUUAUGGAGAACAUGCUCAUUGGUCUAAUACGGGAAGAAUAGGAGAAUUAAUGAAUGAAGUUAUCGAUAAAUAUGGCGUAACAUGGGUAGCAUCUGCUGGUAAUCUUGGACCUGCUUUAUGUACUAUUGGCACACCACCAGAUAUUAGUUCUAAUAGUGUAAUUAGUGUUGGUGCUUACGUUUCUCCUGAUAUGAUGGUAGCUGAAUAUUCUUUAAGAGAAAAAAUGCCUGGUAUGUCAUAUACAUGGUCAUCUCGUGGUCCAAUGAUUGAUGGUGGAGCUGGAAUUACUGUAUGUGCUCCAGGAGGAGCUAUAACUAGUGUUCCCAAUUUUACCUUAAGAAAAAGUCAACUCAUGAAUGGUACAAGCAUGGCAGCUCCUCAUGUAACUGGAGCUAUUGCAAUACUUAUAUCAGGGCUUGUUGCCAAAGGUUGUUCUUAUUCUCCAUAUAGUAUAAAAAGAGCACUUGAAAACACAGCUCAUUAUAUACAAAAUCUAGAUCCUUUUGCACAAGGUUCAGGAUUAUUACAAGUCGAACGUGCAUUCGAUAAUCUUAUUACUUACUGUGAUGUACCUGAAAGAGAUGUAAGAUUUACCAUUAACUGUGGUCCAAAUAACGCUAAAGGAAUUCAUAUGAGAAGCAGCAUUAUUGAUCGGCCAAAAGAUUAUGCCAUUACUGUUGAACCUGUAUUUCUUAAUAGUGAAAAUACUGAUCCAGCACUCAAAAUUGCUUUCAAUUUGAAAUUGACUUUGGUAUGCGAUGCAUCUUGGGUACAUUUUCCAAUACAUCUUGAUUUAAUGAAUAUGGUUCGUGCAUUUGCGAUCAAAGUCGAUGGCUUCAAUUUACCCGAAGGUGUUCAUACAACUAGUGUCCGCGCUUAUGAUGUAACAGAUGUUGCAAAAGGUCCAGUGUUCCAAAUACCAGUAACUGUAGUGCAACCACAAACACUGCCAAAAACUGCGAUCCUUCCAGACUUAACUUAUACAAAUAUUUUAUUUAAACCGAAUACAAUUUAUCGACAUUUUAUUCUCGUUCCUGAAGAUGCAACAUGGGCGGUGAUUAGAUUAAAGAGCACAGAAAAAGAUAAAACUGGAAGAUUUGUGAUCCAUAGCGUUCAACUGAAACCUCGACUUUCCUGUAAGACUCUCGAAGUUAAUAAAUUGUUUACUGUUACUUCUCAAUCAGAAAUUGUUCAUCCAUUUGCUGUUCAGGGCGGAUUAAUCUUAGAACUAGUUAUUGCAAAAUAUUGGGCAAAUAUAGGCGAUAUGUUAGUCGAUUAUGUCAUAGAAUUUCAUGGUGUUCGUAUGAUAAGUGGGAAUCUUACAAUGCAAUCUGGAGAUGGAAUAAAUCGUUUAGAAGUCCGAAGUUCUCUUAGAAAUGAAGAAGUAGUUCCUAGUAUUUGUCUCAAAUCAUCCGUACAAAUAUUGAAGCCCACUGAUUCAAGGAUUGCACCUUUACGAGAACGAGAUAUUAUUCCGCCUUCGCGACAAAUUUAUGAAUUACAAUUAACAUAUACGUUCCAUUGUGCAAAGGCAACUGAAAUAACUCCAAAUGCAGCAUUACUUAGCGAUUUAUUAUAUGAAAGUGAAUAUGAAAGUCAAAUGUGGAUGAUAUAUGACAGUAAUAAACAACUUAUUUGUUGUGGAGAUGCAUAUCCAUCAAAAUAUUCUAAUCAAAAAAUAGAAAAAGGCGAUUACACUUUGAAGAUACAUAUACGUCAUGAAAAGAAAGAUUUACUUGAUAGAUUAACAGAAAUGCCGUUUCUUUUGAGUCAUAAAUUAAGUAAUCCAAUUAAUUUAGAUGUUUAUGCCAGUCAAUCACAAGCUAUUAUUGGUGGCAAAAAAAUGAUAGCAGCUUCAGUUCCACCUGGUCAUAUUCUUCCUUUAUAUAUUGCUCCUAUAUCUAAUGAAAACAACUCUGAAAACAAAGUUUCCAGAGGUAUUACCUUAGGAAGUGGUAGCUAUUUACAGGGUACAUUGACUUUUUGCAAAGAUGAUAAUGGAAAAAAAGUGGAUUGUCACACAUUUAAAUACAUUUUGUCUGAACCAAACAAGAAAUCUAGUAGUAGCAGUAGCAGCAGUAGUAGCAGUAGUUCUUACAGUUCAUCAAACAAAGAAAAGCCUACUAAAUGGGAUGAAUAUAAUGAAGCACUUAGGGAUUUCAAAUGCAGUUGGCUUACAAAACUUGCGCCUUCUACGAAACCUGGUGAAUAUGCAAAUCUACUAUAUGGAGAAUUGAAAAAUCUCUUCUCGGAUCAUUUACCUGUUCACACUGCCAUGCUGAUUUCUUUGGACUCUCCUGAAGCUCGACGUCAUGUACCCCAUGAUGAUAUUUCAGAAGAAUCUGUUUCUCUGGCAAAUCAAAUAAUAAGUGUCGCAGAUGCUGUAAUUACUAAUAUUGAUCAAGAUAAACUCUUAGCUUAUUAUGGCUUGAAAAGCGAUCAACGUGAUGAUGCAACAAAAAUUAGGGCAACUAUGGAAAAACAAAAGUUUAGUUUGAUAAAAGCAUUAGUGAAAAAAGGGUGUGCAUUAUCGCGAUUAUAUGUACACAGUGCAAAGAAAGGAGAAGGAGAUCGUCAAUCCUAUGAACAUUUAUUAGAUAGUGUAACACAUCAUUGGCAAGAAGUACAAAAAUUUGCUGAACCAACUGAUAUCAAGGUCAUUUCUCUUUCAUUAUGGCAUGCCCAUAUUAAUAAUCAUUAUGGUCGCUAUCUAAAGUUAUUAUUACGUUAUUAUGAAGAACAUCCAUUAAAAGAAGUUGAUGAAAAAUGUAUAGAACUUGCAAAUAUCUUAGGAUGGGAACAUUUAUCACGUCAUAUUAAUACGAGUAUACCAUCACGUUAUCCUCCUUCAUUCAGAUCGUUUUGAUCAAUAGUAUGAUAAGAUCACUUUGAUAUUUUGACAAGGGAAACUAUCAGACAGUUUCCAAUGCAUCUCCACAACAGAAAUAUUUCUGUGAGUCAUUCAGGUGUACUAUACACUUAGCAAAAUAUAAUUUUGUUCAUAUUAAAAAAUAUAUAUAGAGAGAAAAUGUGACUCUAGAAGAAUAUUUUAAUUUUUAACUAUAAAAAAUUAAAUAAUGUUCAUAUUUGCAACAUAUGAUUUAUUUCAUGGAAAUCGUAACACGCUUAAUCAAUUUUAAUGAAUCACAAAGCAAAAAUUAUGGCAAUAAUAUAAAAUAUGUAAUAAAUAAAUCGAAGCACAUUGCUAAUAUUUAUGCAUCAAGGACAAUGUUAAAAAAUAUGACAAUACAUGUAUGUGUACUUGCACAGAAAGAUUAUAUUAUCAGAAGUAUCAUUGUUUCUAAUAGUGCAUUUUUAUGAUGCUUAAUGCAUCAAAAGAAGAAAGAAGCGUCGUAAUAUCAUAGAAAUUAUUAUAAAUUUAGAUAUUAAAAUCUUUGAACAAUAAUAUGUUAUUUGAGAAUACCUCAUUUCAAUUAACAUAAUAUGUAUCAUUUGAAAUCAUUUAGAUUUUUCCAUUUUUACAAUAUAUUAAAUGUAAAUAAAUAUAUAUUAUAUAUAUAUAUAUAUACAUAUAUAUAUAUAUAUACAUGUGUAUACAUACAGGUAUUUUCUUUAUAUCCAUAGAGUAACUUUAUCUUAUUGAAUUCUGUUAUUUAUAAUUGUAUACAUGACUUGUGUGAUUGUGAAAUCUAUAUACAAUAUACUCAGUUUUUGUUGUCAUUGUGUUAUAUAUAACAGAUAUUUUUUUCACUUUAUGCAAUAAGUGUUAAGUAUGAACCGAUGUAUAUAAUGAAAAAGAUAAAAUAAUUCAAACUCUAUUUGAAUUUUAUAAUGAAUGUAAAAUGUAAAAGAUGAUUCAUAUUUUUUCACAUAAUGUAACAAAAAUAUUAUAAAUUCAAUAAUUGGAGAAUAAUUAAAUAACACGCAUUGCGCAUACCAUUGGUGGAAUGCCAAUAAUGUACGAUUACAAGUCGAGAUACAAAUAAUAAAUGCACUAAUGAAAUUUAUAUUUAAGAUAUUGAUUUUAUAAAAAGAAAUAGAAUAUCUUGUUUUCGGAAUACAAUAUUGUAAACGUAAUAAGAUUUUAAUUUUGUUUUAUCAGUAUGAAGGUGUGUACAUAAAUAUAUUGCAUUAUAACUUUUUAAUUUGAUUUGUGUGAAUUCAAAAACAAAUUCGUUAUUCGACCAGCUUCAUGGCUCUUAAUAGACGGAACAUGAAAUCUUUUGUAAGUCAAGAUAAGAAAAAAUGCUUUCACAUAUAAAAUUUAAAAGUAAUAAAUGGCAUAUCAACUGAA